AUGGGUGCCCUUAAAGAUCCAGCGAAAACUAUUGAAGAUCAGAAAUCAACAGAAACAAUUUCAUAUCGUGUUUAUAAACGCCGUUGGUUUAUGUUAUUUAAUUUUUUUGCAAUAUUCUUUAUAAAUUCAGCACAAUGGAUUCAAUAUACAAUUAUUGAAGAUAUUGUUGAGAAAUAUUAUAAUAUUAGUGCGACAAUGGUUAAUAUGACUUCUGUAGUGUAUUUAAUCACAUAUUUACCAUUAAUUUUACCAGCAUCAUAUAUCAUGAACAAAAAGGGUGUUCGAUUUGCGUUACUUUUAGCGGCCGGUGGUAAUUUUAUUGGAUCUUGGCUAAAAGUAUUUUCUUCACAUCCAAAUGGAUUUUACAUUGGAUUAAUCGGUCAAUCAAUAUUAUCCGUAUCGCAAUUGUUUAUGUUAAGUAUGCCACCAAAACUAGCUGGAAUAUGGUUUGAUUCCAAUCAAAUGAGUACAGCAUGCACGAUUGGAGUAUUUGGUACACAACUAGGUGCAGCUGCUGGAUUUCUUGUAACACCAAAUGUUGUAAAUGAUCAUGAUAAUCCGGAUGAAAUUGGUCAAGAUUUAUUUAUGUUAUUUUUAAUUGUAGCGAUAAUAACCACUAUCAUCUUAAUAUUGACAUUUGCAUUUUUUCAAGAAGAACCUCCAACACCACCCAGUGAAGCACAUAAACUGAAGAAACAAGAAAAUGAAGAUAAUUCAAAUAUCUUACAAUCAUAUAAAAGACUUUUGACAAAUGGACCAUUUUUAAUGUUGUUAAGUGCCUAUGGAUUAAAUAUUGGUAUUUAUAAUGUCAUCAAUACUUUGUUAAAUCCAAUACUUGGGCCACAUUUUGAAGACGGUGCAAAAUUUGCAGGAAAUAUUGGUUUAAUUAUAGUUGCCUCUGGAAGCUUUAGUGCUGUUGUGUUUGGAAUUAUUUUAGAUAAAACUAGACGAUUUAAAGAGGUAACCAUUGGCAUUUAUGUAAUCUUCUGA
Messenger RNA from Chrysoperla carnea, 990 nucleotides. RefSeq lists its product as uncharacterized. Gene Ontology annotation, cellular component: membrane. Gene Ontology annotation, molecular function: heme transmembrane transporter activity; heme binding. NCBI's taxonomy places the organism in Eukaryota, Metazoa, Arthropoda, Insecta, Neuroptera, Chrysopidae. The record is from RefSeq and is a predicted model, not a curated record. The transcript is spliced from 6 exons. Gene Ontology annotation, biological process: transmembrane transport; heme export. The coding region runs from base 1 to 990 and encodes 329 amino acids.